Messenger RNA from Prorocentrum cordatum, 2728 nucleotides. Lineage: Eukaryota; Dinophyceae; Prorocentrales; Prorocentraceae. The record is from the annotation of a GenBank genome assembly.
CCGGGCCGCGGGCGCGCCCCCCUGCCGCGACUGCGGCGGCACCGGCGCGCCGCUCGCGGUGCGGCUGGACGUGCUGGACGGAUACCGCGGGGGCGUGGCGGGCGCUCCCGACUGGGUCUGCCCAGGCUGCUGGCUGGCUUCCCCCCGGGCUCCCGACCCGCACCUGGACAUCGCGCGCACUGGCUUCGGCUUCGAGGUCCUGCAGCAGGUGAUGCUGAUGCGGGCCGCUGCGCGCGCGGCUGCCGCGGGCGAGCCCGAGCCCUCGGAGAAGAGCCCGGAGCCGCCGGAGAAGGUGGCCGACCAGCCGUGGCAGCACCACAGGCUCCGCGUGGUGUGGGACGCCAGCGACCGGGACGCGGCGGCGCUGGCGCGGCUGCUCUGCGACGAGUUCGGGGCCUUCCUGUGCUUCGCCGAGCUGCACGACUCGGCGGCGGUGGCGGCCGUGGUCGCCGAGAACCCAGAGGUCCCCGCCGACGAGGUGGCGCGGGAGGGCGGCCUCUCCGCCGUGCUGCCGGAGGGCAUCUUCGUGAACGGCUGCGAGGAGCACCCCCAGGUCCUACUCUACGAGCUGCGGUACCUCCUCACGGUGGCCCCCCCGGACCGGGCGGAGCUGGCCAGGUUCGAGCACGAGGUGCAGGGCCCCCUCGCCGCCCUGCGGGCGCGGCACGAGGCCGGCGGCUCCGCUGCCGGCCGGUGGUGGCACAGCGAGGCGGCGUUUGCCAUCGUGUCCAGGUCCAUGGCGGAGCACAAGAUGUGCAUCGUCGACGGGUUCUUGGAUCCACAGGAGGUCUGCGCGCUCCGGCGGACCGCCGAGCAGCUGCACGAGGGCGGGCACCUGGAGCGGGGCAUCGUGGAGCAGCGGCACGCCGACCGGAGCUACUUCGGCGAGGAGUCCGAGAACAAGGGCGACUUCCUGAACAUCAGCGACAAGCCUCGGAAGUGGACGGUUCAGGGCGACCAGCGCAUUUGGAUUAAUGACUCAGAUGGCCGUGCAGGGAGCCUGAAGAUUCUGACCGGAGCGCUGGACGAGUUUUUGACCUCGUUGCGACGCUCUGGCAGCGCGGACCCGAAAGUGGCCAGCAGGCUUCGGCGAAUCUCGUUCCGCGAGAACACAAUGGUUGCGCUCUACCCUGGAAAUGCGCGGGGGAGGUAUAUGAAGCAUUCCGACACAGGACGUCGAGCAGUCCUGACUGCCCUGUACUACCUGAACUGUGACUGGCGCCCUGAGCACGGCGGAGCGCUGCGCCUCUUCCACAGCACGCCCCCGACUCGUGUUCGCCGCGACGUCGCGCCACUUGCGAACCGCCUGCUCCUCUUCUGGGCGACCGAGGAGUGCCCCCACGAGGUCCGCCCGGCAUGCCGCGACCGCUUCGCGAUGACGACGUGGUUCCUCGACGGCCGGCAGCACUUCGAGGCGGAGGCCGGGGGCGGCGCAGCGCGGCUCGCCAACCUCCUGCGCAACGCCAACGUCAUCGCGGGCGGCAGCGACGACGAGGCCUUCGAAGGCCCCGCCGCGCCGAGCCGCGACGGGCCGCCGGCGCCCCUGGACGCGGAGCUGCUGCGGAAGCUGCGGAUCGCCUGCCGCCACCAGGCGCUCGCCGAGGCGGAGGCGCGGAGCCGCCCCUGCGCGCACUGCGGGGCCUCGGCGCCCCCGGAGCUGACCGCGCCCACGGCCGCGGAGCGGGCCGCCGCGCUGACGUCCGCGGCCGCGGCCGCGGCGCUCCUCGGCGUCGACCUCGGCGGCGCCGACCUCGCCGGCGCGGGUGCGGGCAGGCUCGGCGGCGGGGAGCACGAGGACCUGUGGUACUGCCAGGCCUGCUGGGACGCCCGGGGCGAGGAGGGGCGCCGGCGGGAGCGGCAGAGGGAGCAGCACGAGGAGCUGCGGCGGGAGCAGGAGCGCCUGUGGCGGGAGCGGUUCGCCUGCUCGCCCUGAGCGGAGCGGCUCGGAGGAGAAACAGCGCCAUAUCCCUAAGGAGGCUGUGGACCGCGUCGGGUUGCCCGCUCGAUGGGCAGUCGAGGUGGAGGACUGGCGGUCGAGCUUCGCCCGCUCGCCCGCAUGAUUGGCAGUCGAGGCGAAGCAUUGGCGGUCGAGGUUCGCCCGCUGGCCCUGCAUGAUGGGCAGUCGAGGUGAAGGACUGGCGGUCGAGGGUCGCCCGCUGGCCCUGCAUGAGAUGGGCUGUCGAGGUGAAGGACUGGCGGUCGAGGGUCGCCCGCUCGCCCUGCAUGACGGGCAGUCGAGGUGAGGUCGGGCGUCGUGCGGUCGGGCGGCCGCGUGCGCACAGCCGGUCGGGAGCUCGCUGCGUGCCCCGGGCGUCGGCGUCGGGCCAGCACGAAGGGCGAGCACUCGGAGGGGGCAGGAAGGAGGGGCGCCGCGAGGCGCGAGGUCGGUCUGCGAGCUCCUGUGGGCUCGCGGUGCAGAAGAGCCGUCGGCCACGGACCAGCGUGCCAGAUCGGACGGCGUCCGAGAGUGGAGGAGGCCUGAAACUUGCAUGACGCGCUGGCCGACUCGUGCACGGCGGCGGAUCUGGAACACAACAUGCGGCAAAGUUGGACGGCGAGACAUGCUGCUGCAAUUGCAAAUGCGUAGGUUACGGUGAAAGUUGUUCCCUCCUGGUUUGCACAUGUUCGGGUACGUGGACGCAUUGGCGUGGUCGCUUCUAUCUUUGUCAUUGCUGUAUCGAGUCUAGCUUACUGUGGGACCCGCUUGCUAUCGCCUGUGAGCUCGCCG